CUCCAAGUUUCCUCAACAACAACAAUCACUUGCCACGCAACGGCAACGACAUAUAGAGUAGCAAACGACAUAAAACGUGCCGAACCACUCCCAAAAUGAGCAAACCGGCGACUCACCGCGCCGAUGAGCGGCGCUUCCUCGACGAGCGCGGUAGCUCCGGCCCGCUGGCACCGAACGGGCUGAACCCGGCGACCAUCAUGGAGAAGGCGGUGCGCGAGCGCAUCAUCGAGAGCUACUUCUACAAGGAGCAGUGCUUUGGCGUCAACGAGGCCGACAUCGUCGACCGCGUCGUCGAGCACGUCCACUUCAUCGGCGGCGUCUACGGCACCGUGCAGAAGCCGACCCCUUUCCUCUGCCUCGCCUUCAAGCUGCUGCAGCUCGCGCCGGGCGACGACGUCCUGGACGAGUACCUGCGCUUCGGCGGCGACAAGUUCAAGUACCUCCGGGCGCUGGCGGCCUUCUACAUCCGCCUGACCCGGCCGGACAAGGACGUCUAUGCCAGGCUCGAGCCGUUUCUGGAGGAUCGCCGGAAGCUGCGGCGCAAGGGCAGGAACGGCACCAGCCUGACCUACAUGGACGAGUUUGUCGAUGACUUGCUCACCAAGGAUCGCGUCUGCGCCACCAGCCUGUGGAAGAUGCGGAAACGGGAUAUUUUGGAGGACUUGGAGAUUCUGGAGCCGCGCGUCAGCCCUCUCGGUACACUUGAGGACCUGUUAGAAGAAGAGGAGGAGGAGGGGGAGGACGCGGUGAUGCAGAGUGGGGAUGAGCCGAACGGGAAUGGUCAUGGGGGGGAUGACAGCGGUUCUGUCCGGUCGAGGUCACGAUCAAGAACAACAAGGUCGCCCGCAGCCUCAGGGUCAGCAUCGCCGUCACCGAGGGAGCGCUCAGAUCACGACAGGAUGGACAUCGAUGUACCGGAGGGGCAACGAUAA
Messenger RNA from Chaetomium strumarium, 932 nucleotides. Its product is annotated as PRP38 family-domain-containing protein. Gene Ontology annotation, cellular component: precatalytic spliceosome. Bases 96 to 932 code for a protein of 278 amino acids. The transcript has a single exon. NCBI's taxonomy places the organism in Eukaryota, Fungi, Ascomycota, Sordariomycetes, Sordariales, Chaetomiaceae. The record is from RefSeq and is a predicted model, not a curated record.